AUGGAAGUACAAUACAUUUUGGGGAUUUUGCACAAUCUUGAUUUAGCCAUCUGGGCUGUUCUCAUUUUCAUAGCCUUCGUCUUAGUUACUCAGGCUCACUACAAAGCCCAAUUAGCCAAACUUCCUACUUUUGAGACUGACAAAGGUAAUGAGAAAUGGAGAAGGACUUAUUCGGAUUCGGCACGCAUGCUCUAUCAAGAAGGGCAUAAAAAGGUCGGCUCCUACCUUUUCAAAGACCAAGCCUGGAUCAUGCCAACUUCAGAUGGCCGUAAGAAUGUCGUCGUGCCUGGUCGGCUUUUAUCAGAGUUGAGUAAACUACCUGAAACGGUCCUAAGUUUCCCUACGGCAAUUAACAAGGUAUUAGAGGUUAAAUACACUAAAGUUGCUCCUGAUGAGCCAUUUGCGCCUUACUGUAUCAAGGCCGAUUUGAAUCCUGCUUUAUCUAGGCUGAACCCCAUUAUCUAUCGGGAGGUUGAAAACGCUCUAGAAGACGAAAUCCCACAAUGCGAAGAUUGGACACCGGUAUUCAUUUAUCGGAAACUUUUGAAUACAGUAGCGAAAGUGUCUGGGAGAAUAUUCGUUGGCGCGGAGCUUUCCCACAACAAAGAUUACCUCGAUACAGCGAUCAACUACACCAUCGAAUUGGGCAAUGCAGUACAAGCUGUCAAGCAAAUGAAGCCCUGGCUUCGGCCCUUCCUGGCAUGGAAGCUUCCAGAGGUCCAACAACUCAAUAAGCGUGAGGAGAUGGCAAUACGAUUCUUAGAGCCGAUUAUACAAGCUCGCCGCGAGGCCUCUAAGGAUCCAGAUACCAAAAGCCCGAUGACAUGCUGCAGUGGUUCACUCUUAAGACGCAUCGUGAAAAUGCAGCUUCUGGUAAUAUUCGCCGGGAUCCAUAACACGACGGUGACUGCAACCAACGUCUUAUAUAAUCUCGCCGUUUCUCCCGAGUACAUGCAGCCUCUGCGUGAAGAGAUAUGCAAGGCAAUAUCAGACAAUGAUGGGACGCUCACUUCACGUGCACUGCAACAGGUGGAAAAGCUUGACUCGUUCAUGAAAGAGACAAUUCGCUUCUACCCCCAGAACUCACUUCCUUCUCGCGCCAAACGCGGCCAAUACAUCCCACCAGGUACAUCUAUCGAAGCACCAUUACAGGCCAUAUAUCAAGAUGAUAGCAACUAUCCCGACAGUGAUACCUUCGCCGGUUUCCGAUUCUACAAGAUCCGGCAGGGCGGUGGGGCAACUGUACACGCUCGCAAUCAAUUCGUCACGUCCAACGAACAGAAUCUCGUCUUUGGAUAUGGAAAGCAUGCGUGUCCAGGAAGAUUCUUAGCCGCUGCGGAGAUCAAGAUGAUCGUUUCCAAAAUACUUUUAACCUACGGUUUCAAAAAUGCGGACAAUUGGACGGAAAGAUAUUCGAAUUAUGAAGUUGGUCGACUAAAUAUGCCUGAAAGGGCCAUUCCACUGCUCUUUAGGAAGACGACGGCACAAGACAGUAGUUUGUGA
Messenger RNA from Aspergillus oryzae RIB40, 1503 nucleotides. Its product is annotated as cytochrome P450. The transcript is spliced from 8 exons. Bases 1 to 1503 code for a protein of 500 amino acids. The record is from RefSeq and is a predicted model, not a curated record. Gene Ontology annotation, molecular function: monooxygenase activity; oxidoreductase activity, acting on paired donors, with incorporation or reduction of molecular oxygen; iron ion binding. NCBI's taxonomy places the organism in Eukaryota, Fungi, Ascomycota, Eurotiomycetes, Eurotiales, Aspergillaceae.